ACAAAAACUAAGAUGCCAAUGAGAAACGAGACGUCAUGUCUCCUCAUUAUCUUCUUCUUCCUCCUCCGGGCGAAGACUCCCCUUUCUCCUGAGGCUUGACUUUCAACUUUACAUCUAACCUGAGGCUGCACGUCCUCUACUUGGUCCAGGAGAUGAAUAAUAAUGCAAGCUGAACACGCCCAUCAUCCUCCAAAAGUGCUGAAUUCAACUAUCCGGUCUUGCUUGUUAUCCGCCACCAACUUGCCCCCACCACCGUGGUUAUAUUUUCAUAGUAAACUUCAGCCGUCGCACCCGGUAAUUUCUUUAACGGUUUCUUUCACAUGGCUUGUUUUACUGGCUAGAGUAACGUUAUUUUGGCAUUAAUUCACACACGCAAAGUGAAUACACGAAUAGGAAAAAAAAAUGGAGAAUAAGGGGCGACGUGCCAAUAAUACAGUAUAACGGUUCACUACUGGAUGGAGAUGACAACAAACUGCCACGAACCAACAUUCUCCAGGAAAUACGUCACGUUUAGAGCCGACUGGACUCUCCGGUGUGUUUGAUUUGCGUCACCGUGGUCGUUUAAAUGGGCGGGUAACCGAUUUUAUGUAGCCCGAAGCAGGAUUAAAGCAUAUAAUAAAUGUACCUACGUUCACGUGUAUCCACUUUUUAAUCGAUGUUAACAGUUCACCUUCUUAAGCAGAUCUCUUGGUUUGAUUGCUGUGUGUGACCGCCAUCUUCUGGAUGUCUAUUCAAUUUACACAAAUGACUAAAAAGCACAUCGUACGGUAGAGGGGGCCAUAACACAAAGCUCUCAGUCCGCAUGUCAUGGUUGUGUCUACCCCACCCGCCGAAGAAAGCUCUGCCAUUCCAAACCAGUCCAAACCGGGUUAACCGGCCGUGACAUGUGUCGACCUACGUGGAUGUCACUGCAUCUGAGUGACAGCUCCACACACAGUUUCCGAAGAGCUGCACUUAUGAUUUACGAAUACGUCCUGUGACUUCGAGGAUGGACUUUCGUGGCAGGAGGCAUGAGCGAGGGAGCAACUGGACCGACCCGGAGAUAGUGGAGCUGCUCCAGCUGUGGUCCGAUGAGUCGGUCCAGAUUGAAUUGGAGAGUUCAUUGCGCAACCAGCGUGUAUUUGACCGCAUAGCCCACAUUUUGCGUGAAAAGGGUAUCUACCGUACCGGUGACCAGUGCAGGGAGAAGAUAAAAAAGAUGAAGCUGGAGUACCGCCGCAUUAAGGACAACCACAAAAUGAGGUCCUGGAAGUUCUAUGAUGUGAUGGACAGGGUGCUGGCGAACCGACCAGCUAUUACCUACUCCUCCUUGGGCGGAGCUGUCAUAGCUCAACAGGUGUUUCAGAGCCAGGGUGGACCUGAAGCAUACCUGCAAGGACUCCCAGCAGGUACCUUUGGUCCUACUUCCUCAGGGGGGUUUCUGUUUGGUCACCCCCCAAAACCUGGAGAUUUAGUGGAUAUUAAAUGUGAAGAUGAUGAGGAGAGCAUGCUGAAUUCAGGUGCGGCUCCCCCUGAGAUGUACUAUGGAUCUGGAGAGGACCAGGAAACUGAUGGUCAGUCUCUACUGGGGCCAGAGGACUCUCUGGGUCGAGGAGAGAGCUCAACAAAUGCAAGAAUCUCACCCUCAGGUUUUAGUGACCUGAACAAUGCCUGUUCUGCCACAGGCGCCUCACAGGCUGUUGGGGGUCCUGUGCCACGGGACACACCUGAGCUGCCCAGCAAAAAUGGUCCUCAUACACCAGCCUCUGGGAGACAGAGGAAGCGUCGCCUGGGUGGCAAAACAUCAUGGGGCCUUGGGAAUGCUAGGUGUGGCGGUCAAAGGAGCCUGGAUAAAGCAUUGGCCAGCUUCCUGAACUGGCAGCAGUCAGCAGAGGAGCGUCUCCUCUCCCUGGAGGAGGCGCGACUGGAGAGAGAGUUGCAGGCCGAGGAGCGCAGGGAACAGCGGGAGGAGAGGAGGGCCGAACAGGAGCGCCAGCACGAGCUCCGCCUGUUCAGCAUGCUCACGGGGGCAUUGGUUGCUGUCAGACAGGGUGCUCCGACCGCUGCGACAACACCGACUGACCCCUCCUCCUCACCCCUAGCUCAUCUGUCAGCCUCACAGAUGACCACAGCUGCCCCCUCUGUCUCGUCAUCUUUAUCUCAGCCACCUUCAGAAGCUCCCACUACACAGGCUGUUUCCACUCAGGAGACGAUAAAGUCAACACCGCCUACAUCUAUCAAGGCCUGCAAAAUGUUUCAGAGUGUUUUGGCAACAGCGAGAGGUGCAGAAACUCUCGGCCCCAGCGCGUACCUGUCCAACCGUGGCAACAGCAUCCGACAGCAUCAAGGCAUUCUCCAGGAGGGCUAUGUCCAAUAUGCAACGGACAAACACCACGAUACAGAUAACCCUGAUGGUAUAAUCAACAUGGGUACCAGUGAGAACAAACUAUGCUAUGAUCUUCUUCAUAAACGGCUGACCAAGCCUGAAAUGCUAAAUAUUGACCCGUCCUUGUUGCAGUAUUCAGACUGGAGGGGACAUACAUUCCUGAGAGAGGAGGUUGCAAAGUUCCUAACUCACUACUGCUGUUCUCCAAACCCACUGAAAGCUGACAAUGUUGUGGUGAUGAAUGGCUGUGGUUCCCUGUUCUCGUGUAUCGCUGCAGUGAUUUGUGACCCUAAAGAUGCCAUUCUCAUUCCUACUCCUUUCUACGGUGUCAUCACUGAGGAUCUAGAUAUGUAUAGUGAUGUAAAACUCUUUCACGUUCCUCUCGACUGUGAGGCCGAUGGCAAAGACAGCAGGCCUUUCCACCUUACUGUGAGCAAACUGGAGGAAGGUCUGAAGAGGGCUAAACAAGAGGGUUUGACUAUCCGGGGUGUUAUUCUGAUGAACCCCCACAACCCUCUGGCUGAGAUCUACACCCUGGAAGAGAUGAUUGCCUUCUUGGAGUUUGCCGAAAGAAAUGAGCUCCACUCUAUCGUUGAUGAAGUGUACAUGCUGUCGGUCUUUGAUGAAUCUGUCGCCUUUCACAGUGUCCUCAGUAUAGACAGUUUGCCCAACCCACAGAGGACGCAUGUAAUGUGGGGGAUGACCAAGGACUUUGCAAUGGCAGGAUUCAGAAUAGGCACUCUCUAUACCGAGAACAGAGACCUCGUGGAGGCUUUGGCUCAGCUGGGCUCAUUCCACGGUAUAUCUGGAACCACACAGCGGCAGGUAGCACAACUGCUUCAGGACAGAGAGUGGAUCAGCGAGGUAUUUUUGCCCGAGAACAGGGGCAGACUGAAAGCUGCUCACAGUUACCUGACAGGAGAGCUGCGGAGUAUGGGCGUUCCCUACCUGGACAGACCUGCUGCACUGUAUGUCUGGGUUGACCUCAGAAAGUACCUCAGAGAGUCGUCGUUUGAGGAGGAGCUUUCCCUGUGGAAGCGUUUCCUCAGACACAAGGUGGUGUUGAGCUGUGGUCAGGCUUUCUCCUGCUCCACGCCCGGCUGGUUCCGCAUUGUCUUCUCCGACCAACAGCACCACCUUCAGCUCGGCCUGAAGCGAAUUGGUGCCGCCUUGAAAGAAAUUGAAGAAAAAAGCAGCAGCCCCGAUUCCCUCUCUAUCAAAGAAGCCUGUGAGGAAAGCAACCUAUCAGAGAAAGAGGACAGUGUAGAUUCAGACAAUGCUGCGGUUGUCAAUUCAACAUCACCACCCCAGAGCAAGUCAUCGGACCAGCUGAAGGAGAAGGAUAGCCCUGUUCCUGACACAGGCUCGCUGGCCACCGAGGAGUUGGUGUUGCUGGAGUGCCAAGCAUCAAAGCCCGCAGACAGUCUGGACUCUCUGAUUGGCACUCUCAGGCACCAGAUCCACGCCUCAGAUUGGCUGGAGAAAAACACUCCAGAGCUGUCUGCUGGGGAGGAUCCAGAGAUUCUUGAUGUAUUCAAGGCCCUGCUGCAAAAAGCCAGAAAGUAAGCUUAGGAUAAACAUGCACAAAUGUAGCUGCCAGCUUUCAAGAGGCAGUACUUCAGCAUCCGUCUUAGUCCCUGCGUUUAUGGUGAAAAGCUUGACACAAACACCUGACUAAAGAGGAGAGAAGAAGGAAAGGAAAGCAGGCAAGGCCAGGAUGGAAGGACAUGACAGAGUACUUUUCUAUCUGAAUCUUGAGGCCUUAUUUUUAAGCUGCUUAAGGAGACAGCCUUGCUUUCUUUUGUGAACGCCAAAUGUAAAUCAACCAAAUCAGUUGCGUUUUAUUGUUAAACAUUUUAAUCGUAUUCUAAAUUGUACAUCUUUAUUAUUUUGUCAUAUGCACUUUAUUUUAUCAGAAUGUAUUUCUGUAAAGUUAAUGAUCUGUGAAUAAAGGAAUUAAGUAUUGUCCUUA
Cottoperca gobio is the source of this 4337-nucleotide messenger RNA. RefSeq names its product 1-aminocyclopropane-1-carboxylate synthase homolog (Arabidopsis)(non-functional) (gene accs). Lineage: Eukaryota; Metazoa; Chordata; Actinopteri; Perciformes; Bovichtidae. Bases 989 to 3931 code for a protein of 980 amino acids. The transcript is spliced from 18 exons. Gene Ontology annotation, biological process: amino acid metabolic process; biosynthetic process. The record is from RefSeq and is a predicted model, not a curated record. Gene Ontology annotation, molecular function: pyridoxal phosphate binding; transaminase activity.